AUACCAUAUUAAUAAAAUAGACCAUGAUCUGCGGAGCAGGAUUGUCAGGUCAAAUAAUGAGCAUUUUGCUGACUUACCCAACCAAUGUGUGAUCUGUGGAGCAAGAUUGGCAGGUCAUAUAAGGAGUAUUUUGCUGACUUACCCAACCAAUGUGGGGUCUUAACAUUUCUUUACAUUAGACUCGGAUAAAUAUUACGAAGCUUUUGGGUUUUGGUUAUUCUGGGAGAUCACUAGUCCUAUGGCUGAAUCAAUCAACAUAGAUGUAGAAGAAGAUGAGAAUUACUCACUGCAGGGUACUUGUAGUGUAGAUCGCUCCAAUCAGAAGGUUAUUACCUUGGAACGCUUUAUUCUUGCUAUGAAUUUUAUCUUGGAGCUUCCAUCAGCUGUUUUUGAUCAGCUAUCCUCUAAGCAUAAGCCCCAAUAUGCUCUACUUAGUAUGAUAAUGUCUUUCAUAGUGUUGCUCAUUUCCAUUUUUGAUCUUGUUUAUAAGGGUCGAAAAGGAAGAGUUGCAUCGAGGAUGAGGGGGAAAAUGCCUUGGUUUUAUUAUCCAUAUCCCAAUCUCAAGCCUUCUGGAAUGUUUCCUGAUAUGAUUGGAUUAGCUUGUGCAAUCUUUCAAUGUGUUUUUACAUCAAUUGCUUAUAGCUUUUUGUCUCGAGGUGCUGAUAAUCCUAUCAACAUAAAUUUUUGGCCUAUAGCUUUUGCCUUUGGUCUAUUAUGUACUAGAUUCUCGGGAAAUCCUCCACAAAGAAAGCUAACCUCACUUGUAAGAAGAGAGCAAAAAUUUACUCUGGCUGAGCUCGCUGCUGCCACCAAUAAUUUCUCACCAACGAACAAGAUUGGUGCAGGGAGCUUUGGCAUUGUUUAUAAAGGGAAAUUACCAGAUGGUUAUCAAGUGGCAAUUAAGAGAGCAGAUGCAGACAUAAAUCGAUGGAGGACAAAGUCUCAGAAGGGUUCUGAAUCUGAAUUGGCAUUCUUGUCAAGGCUUCACCACAAACAUUUGGUUAGCAUUGUUGGGUAUUAUGAAGAUGGGGAUGAGUUGCUUUUAGUCUAUGAGUACAUGAAGAAUGGAUCUUUAUAUGAUCAUUUACAUGAUCAGAACAAUAUUCAUAAGAAUAGUAGUGUGAUCAAUUCUUGGAAAAUGAGGAUCAAGAUUGCAUUAGAUGCUGCUAGAGGAAUCGAAUAUCUUCACAAUUAUGCAGUCUCAGGAGUAAUUCAUGGAGAUAUCAGGCCUUCCAACAUCUUGCUCGACGAGAAUUGGACAGCAAGAGUUUCAGAUUUUGGAUGGUCAUUCAUUCUUCUUGGUUCUCAAAUCGAUUACCGACUAGUGGAUGUCAAAGAAGUAGCUAUCUACAAUGAAUAUGGGCAUCUAAAAUCAGCAGAAAAAAGUGAUGUCUUUAGCCUAGGUGUGGUAUUAUUAGAACUUUUGGCAGGCAAGAGGGCUAUAUUCAAGGAUGAUGAAAACGGAGGCACACCAAGUUUAGUGGAUUUUGCAGUGCCUAGAAUUAUGUCUGGCGGAUUGGUCAAGGUUUUGGACCCUAGGGUUGGUCCGCCGGGGCUUAAUGAAGCAGAGGCAGUGGUGCUGGUUGCAUAUACUGCACUUCGUUGUGUGAAUUUGGAAGCGAAAGAUAGGCCAAGUAUGACUGACGUUGUUGUUAAUUUGGAGAGAGCUUUGUUUCUCUGUAAUGGUAGUAUGGAGGGGUAUUGACAAUGGGAAGAAGCAGACCAGCCAUGUGGUUGUAUGUGUUAGAAGUAUUAGAUAGUAUAGGAUUUCAGUUUUAUGUAUUUUAAUUCAUUUCAAUUGAUAAAUUUCAGUGAAGUUUUGAAUUCAUUAGACAGAAGAAAAAUAGAGGAAGGAACUUUGAAAGAGAGUUGAGUAGCAGACCUGAAAAAGUUGAGAGUAGUCUUUGUAACAAUACCCAUAUCAGUUGUCUAUUCAGGCAACUUUGUUCUAGGAUCAAAAUACCUCACCACGGAUACUUGACUUCAGAAAGAAGCAUGUUUCUUUACAUAACCACACCCAUCACAGGCCCUGAAUAUGUUCUUAACAAAUAUAAAUCAUAACAUGUAGUUUGCGUUUUGAAUUCUUGGAA
This is a messenger RNA of Hevea brasiliensis (rubber tree), 2090 nucleotides long. RefSeq names its product putative serine/threonine-protein kinase-like protein CCR3. The coding region runs from base 239 to 1705 and encodes 488 amino acids. Gene Ontology annotation, molecular function: ATP binding; protein serine/threonine kinase activity. The record is from RefSeq and is a predicted model, not a curated record. Lineage: Eukaryota; Viridiplantae; Streptophyta; Magnoliopsida; Malpighiales; Euphorbiaceae. Gene Ontology annotation, biological process: protein phosphorylation. The transcript has 2 exons.